CGAGCUGCUGGGAGAAGCGCGAGCCGCAGUGUCUGUCCUCGCGCCGCCUGCCCGCCGCCAGCACGAGCCCCCACCCACCCCCGGGCCAACGCGCACCCUCCUGCCGGAGCUGCUCUCUGGCUCCUCGAUUCUUCCCCCUUCUCCCCCACGUUCUUUCUCCGUCGCUCGCCUGCGGGGAAGAGCGCCGGGGUCCGGGUCCGGAUUAAAUGCAACAACGCCGCCGCCUCCUCUUCUUCUUCCUCCCCCUCCUCUUCCUCCCGCUGCUGCUGCGAGGAUGUGAGGGGACUACGAACCUGGGAAGCCCAGUCCAACCAGCCACCAGACGCUGCCCCUUGUGAAGCUCGGCAAGUCAGGCUGCGUGGGGUGGGGGGGGCCUGCCCCCCUCCCCCCUUCCUCUCCCUGCAACCACCCAUCCAUCCAGGGUCCGGUUGGAGGCGGUACCUGAGGAUGUCGCCUGCCCGCAGCAUGGCCAUGGCGCCCGGCGCUAGCCAUUUGGUACUGGUCGUCGCCCUCCUGCUUGGCUGCGUGGCUGAGGAACUCCCAAGAUUCAUCAAGGAGCCAAAGGACCAGAUUGGCGUGUCGGGUGGCGUGGCUUCCUUCGUGUGCCAGGCCACGGGUGACCCCAAGCCACGGGUUACCUGGAACAAGAAGGGCAAGAAGGUUAAUUCGCAACGGUUUGAGACCAUCGAAUUUGACGAGAGUGCAGGUGCCGUGCUGCGAAUCCAGCCACUUCGAACGCCACGGGACGAGAAUGUGUACGAGUGUGUGGCCCAAAACCCUGUUGGGGAGAUCACCGUCCACGCCAAGCUCACCGUGCUCCGAGAGGACCAACUGCCCUCCGGCUUCCCUAACAUCGACAUGGGGCCCCAGCUCAAGGUGGUCGAGCGUACCCGGACCGCUACCAUGCUCUGUGCGGCCAGUGGCAAUCCAGACCCCGAGAUCACCUGGUUCAAAGACUUCCUCCCCGUGGACCCCAGUGCCAGCAAUGGGAGGAUCAAGCAACUGCGAUCGGGAGCCCUGCAGAUUGAGAGCAGUGAGGAGACGGACCAGGGGAAGUACGAGUGUGUGGCUAGUAACAGCGCCGGGGUCCGCUACUCGUCACCCGCGAACCUUUACGUGAGAGAGCUGCGAGAAGUGCGCCGGGUGGCCCCCCGCUUCUCCAUCCUGCCCGUGAGCCAUGAGAUCAUGCCCGGCGGCAAUGUCAACAUCACCUGCGUGGCAGUUGGCUCGCCCAUGCCCUAUGUCAAGUGGAUGCAGGGGGCUGAGGACCUCACCCCCGAGGAUGACAUGCCCGUCGGGCGCAACGUCCUGGAGCUCACAGACGUCAAGGAUUCGGCCAACUACACGUGCGUGGCCAUGUCCAGUCUGGGAGUUAUCGAGGCUGUGGCCCAGAUCACAGUGAAAUCCCUCCCCAAGGCCCCCGGCACGCCCAUCGUGACAGAGAACACGGCCACCAGCAUCACCAUCACCUGGGACUCGGGCAACCCCGACCCGGUAUCCUACUAUGUGAUCGAGUACAAGUCCAAGAGCCAGGAUGGGCCGUACCAGAUCAAGGAGGACAUCACCACAACCCGCUACAGCAUCGGGGGGCUGAGCCCCAACUCCGAAUACGAGAUCUGGGUGUCUGCCGUGAACACCAUCGGCCAGGGCCCUCCCAGCGAGUCGGUCGUGACCCGGACUGGGGAGCAGGCCCCAGCCAGUGCCCCCCGCAACGUGCAGGGCCGGAUGCUCAGCGCCAGCACCAUGAUCAUCCAGUGGGAGGAGCCCGUGGAGCCCAACGGCCUGAUCCGUGGCUACCGGGUCUACUACACCAUGGAGCCCGACCACCCCGUGGGCAACUGGCAGAAGCACAAUGUGGACGACAGCCUGCUGACAACCGUAGGCAGCCUACUGGAGGACGAGACCUACACCGUCAGGGUCCUGGCCUUCACAUCUGUCGGCGACGGGCCCCUCUCUGACCCGAUCCAGGUGAAGACGCAGCAGGGAGUGCCCGGGCAGCCCAUGAAUUUCCGGGCCGAAGCCAAGUCGGAGACGAGCAUUGGGCUGUCGUGGAGCCCCCCGCGGCAGGAGAGCGUAGUCAAGUACGAGUUGUACUACCGGGAGGGCGAGCACGGCAAAGAGGUGGGCAAGACCUUCGACCCGACCACCUCGUACUCAGUGGAAGACCUGAAGCCCAAUACGGAAUAUGCCUUCCGCCUGGCUGCCCGCUCACCACAGGGUCUGGGCGCGUUCACUGCGGAGGUCAGGCAGCGCACGCUGCAGUCCAAACCGUCCGCCCCCCCUCAAGACGUAAAAUGCGUCAGCACGAGGUCCACUGCCAUUCUGGUAAGUUGGCGCCCGCCGCCAGCCGAGAGCCAAAACGGCGUCCUGGCGGGAUACAGCGUCCGCUACCGUGCGCUGGAUUCAGAAGACCCAGAGCCCAAGGAGGUGACCCGCAUCCCCCCAACGGCCAGCCACAUCCUCCUGGAGUCGCUGGAGAAGUGGACGGCAUACCGCAUCACCACCGUGGCCCACACGGAGGUGGGGCCCGGGCCGGAGAGCUCCCCUGUCGUCGUCCGCACAGACGAAGAUGUGCCCAGCGCCCCGCCCCGGAAGGUGGAGGUGGAGGUGCUGAACGCAACGGCCAUCAAGGUGCUGUGGCGCUCGCCCAUCCCAAGUCGGCAGCAUGGCCAGAUCCGGGGCUAUCAGGUCCACUACGUGCGCAUGGAGAAUGGAGAGGCCCGGGGCCCGCCCCAGAUCAAGGACGUCAUGCUGGCGGACGCCCAGUGGGAAACAGAUGACACUGCUGAAUACGAAAUGGUCAUUGCCCGGCUGCAGCCCGAAACCUCAUACUCCAUCACCGUGGCCGCCUACACCAUGAAGGGGGACGGGGCGCGCAGCAAGCCCAAGCUGGUGGUUACCAAGGGCGCAGUUCCCGGGAGACCCACCCUGUCUGUGCGGCCGACUGAGGACAGCACCCUGCUGGUGCAGUGGGAGCCACCCGCCGGCUCGGAAGGCCAGGUUCUGGGCUACCGGCUGCAGUUCGGCCGCCAGGAUGUGCCCCCUCCAGCCACCCUGGAGUUUCCAGCGCAGCAGACCCGCUACGUGGCCGGCGGCAUCCACCGGGGCGCCACCUAUGUCUUCCGGCUGGCGGCCAAGGGCCGGGCGGGCUUCGGCGAAGAGGCCGUGGGGGACUUCGCCACCCCGGAGGACGUGCCCCGGGGUUACCCCCAGAUCCUGGAGGCCGGCAACAUCACCUCUGCCUCAUUCCGCAUCGGCUGGCUGCCCCCUGUGCUGGCCGAGAGGAACGGCGCCAUCGUGGGCUACACAGUGGCUCUCCGUGAGGCCGGGGCCCCCGGCGGCCCCGUGGAGACAGAGCUGCCUGCCACCGGGGCCGAGAACGCGUACACCCUGCGCGGCCUCAAGCCCGGCACAGCCUAUGACGUGAAAAUCCGCGCCCGCACGGCCAAGGGGCCGGGGCCUUAUAGCCCUGCGGUCCAGUACCGGACCUUCCUCCCGGACCAAGUUUCCCCCAAAAACUUCAAGGUGAAGAUGGUGAUGAAAACGUCCGUCCUGCUGAGCUGGGAAUUCCCAGAGAAUUACAACUCGCCCAUCCCGUACAAGAUUCAGUACAACGGGCUGACCAUCGAGGUGGACGGUCGCUCCACGCAGAAGCUCAUCACCAACCUGCGGCCCAACACCUUCUACAACUUCGUCCUGACCAACCGCGGCAACAGCAUGGGCGGCCUGCAGCAGACGGUGACCGCCUGGACGGCCUUCAACGUGCUGGCUGGCAAGCCCGCUGUCACCCACAAGCCCGACUCGGACGGCCACGUCACUGUGCUCCUGCCCGAUGGCGAGAGCCCCGUGCCCGUCCAGAACUAUUUCAUCGUCGUGGUGCCUCUGAGGAAAUCACGCAGCGGCCAGUUCCUGAACCCUGUGGGGGGUCCUGAGGAGAUGAACCUGGAGGAGCUGAUCCAGGACGUGGCCAGACUGCAGCGCCGGAGCCUGCGCCACUCGCGCCAGCUGGACGCGCCCAAGCCGUACAUCGCCGCCCACUUCCACGUGCUGCCAGCCCGCUUUGAGCUGGGGGACCAGAAGCACUAUGGGGGCUUCGACAACAAGGCCCUGGAGGCGGGGCAGAAGUACGUCUUCUUCGUCCUGGCCGCGCUCCAGAAACCUGAACCGACAUUUGCUGCCAGCCCCUUCUCUGACCCGAUCCAGCUGGACAACCCAGACCCUCAGCCCAUCAUCGACGGAGAGGAGGGUCUCAUCUGGGUCAUCGGGCCGGUCCUGGCCGUCGUUUUCAUCAUCUGCAUCGUCAUCGCCAUCCUGCUGUAUAAAAACAAACCGGAUAGCAAGAGGAAAGACUCAGAACUGCGUACCAAGUGCCUCCUGAACAACGCCGAUCUCACCCCCCACCACCCCAAGGACCCCGUGGAGAUGAGACGCAUCAACUUCCAGACUCCAGAUUCUGGCCUCAGCAGCCCCCUCAGUGACCCUGAGUUUGAAUUGGAAAGCAUGCUGAGCCACCCGCCUAUCCCCGUGGCCGAGCUCGCCGAGCACACGGAUCACCUUAAAGCCAAUGACAAUCUGAAACUCUCCCAGGAAUAUGAGUCCAUUGACCCUGGCCAGCAGUUCACCUGGGAACACUCAAACCUGGAAGUGAACAAACCAAAAAACCGCUACGCCAAUGUCAUCGCCUACGACCACUCCCGUGUGAUUCUGCUGCCCAUAGAAGGCCUCGUGGGCAGUGACUACAUCAACGCCAAUUACAUUGAUGGCUACCGCAAGCAAAACGCCUACAUCGCCACUCAGGGGCCGCUGCCCGAGACCUUCGGCGACUUCUGGCGCAUGGUGUGGGAGCAGCGCUCAGCCACAGUGGUCAUGAUGACCAAGCUGGAGGAGAAGUCUCGGAUCAAGUGUGACCAGUAUUGGCCUGGCCGAGGGACGGAGACGUAUGGGGUGAUCCAGGUGACCCUACUGGACACCGUCGAGCUCGCGACAUUCUGCGUGCGCACCUUCUCCCUGCACAAGAAUGGUUCCAGUGAGAAGAGAGAGGUCCGCCAGUUCCAGUUCACGGCUUGGCCAGACCACGGGGUGCCCGAGUACCCCACCCCCUUCCUGGCCUUCCUGCGGCGAGUCAAGACCUGCAACCCCCCUGAUGCUGGGCCCGUCGUCGUCCACUGCAGCGCCGGGGUGGGACGGACAGGCUGCUUCAUCGUCAUCGACGCCAUGCUGGAGCGCAUUAAGCAUGAAAAGACAGUCGACGUCUAUGGCCACGUGACCCUUAUGCGCUCCCAGCGCAACUACAUGGUGCAGACGGAGGACCAGUACAGCUUCAUCCACGAUGCCCUGCUGGAGGCCGUGGCUUGCGGCUACACUGAGGUCCCGGCCCGCAACCUCUACUCCUACAUCCAGAAGCUGGCGCAGAUUGAGGCGGGCGAGCACGUUACAGGAAUGGAGCUGGAGUUCAAGCGCCUCGCCAACUCCAAAGCCCACACGUCCCGGUUCAUCAGUGCCAACCUCCCCUGCAACAAAUUCAAAAACCGCCUGGUCAACAUCAUGCCCUACGAAACCACCCGCGUGUGCCUGCAGCCCAUCCGGGGCGUCGAGGGCUCCGACUACAUCAAUGCCAGCUUCAUCGAUGGAUACAGGCAGCAGAAGGCCUACAUUGCCACCCAGGGCCCCCUGGCCGAGAGCACAGAGGAUUUCUGGCGCAUGCUGUGGGAGAACAACUCCACCAUCGUCGUCAUGCUCACCAAGUUGCGGGAGAUGGGCCGGGAGAAGUGUCACCAGUACUGGCCGGCGGAACGGUCCGCGCGCUACCAGUACUUUGUGGUGGACCCCAUGGCUGAGUACAACAUGCCUCAGUACAUCCUGCGGGAGUUCAAGGUCACGGACGCCAGGGACGGCCAGUCUCGCACUGUCCGCCAGUUCCAGUUCACUGAUUGGCCAGAGCAGGGCGUGCCCAAGUCCGGCGAGGGCUUCAUUGACUUCAUCGGCCAAGUCCAUAAGACCAAGGAGCAGUUUGGCCAGGACGGGCCCAUCUCUGUCCACUGCAGCGCGGGCGUGGGCAGGACCGGCGUGUUCAUCACACUGAGCAUUGUCCUGGAGCGGAUGCGCUACGAGGGGGUGGUGGAUAUCUUCCAGACUGUCAAGAUGCUGCGAACGCAGCGACCUGCGAUGGUCCAGACGGAGGAUGAAUACCAGUUCUGCUACCAGGCGGCGCUGGAGUAUCUGGGGAGUUUUGAUCACUAUGCAACAUAAAAAAAAAAAAA
Messenger RNA from Tachyglossus aculeatus (Australian echidna), 6260 nucleotides. It is a transcript of the gene PTPRS, whose product is annotated as protein tyrosine phosphatase receptor type S. Gene Ontology annotation, biological process: protein dephosphorylation. The transcript is spliced from 36 exons. The record is from RefSeq and is a predicted model, not a curated record. NCBI's taxonomy places the organism in Eukaryota, Metazoa, Chordata, Mammalia, Monotremata, Tachyglossidae. The coding region runs from base 448 to 6249 and encodes 1933 amino acids. Gene Ontology annotation, molecular function: protein binding; protein tyrosine phosphatase activity.